AUGGUCCGAAGUGGGGGCUCGUUCGGGGAUAUCGAGUCGGGAGCUGGCGGGGCCAUGAGGUCCACAGCGUAUGCGUCGGAGCAGAGCAACGAGGAAGCGUUGAGUCAACUGGAGGAGAGGGCUAGACUAAUCAAGGAGUUAACUAAAGACAUUCAUGGCGAAGUUCAAUCACAAAAUCGGUUCCUGGAUGGCAUGGGACUGGAAAUGGACUCUGCUAGAAGGAUGCUUGCUGGGACAGUGGAUCGUUUCACAAAAGUGUUCAGUUCUAAGCAGAAUCGGGGCUUGGCAGCCGUGGUUGUGUCGUGUGUAACACUCUUUUUCAUUCUUUACUUCUUUACAAAGCAAUGA
Closterium sp. NIES-65 is the source of this 348-nucleotide messenger RNA. The record is from the annotation of a GenBank genome assembly. Lineage: Eukaryota; Viridiplantae; Streptophyta; Zygnematophyceae; Desmidiales; Closteriaceae.